UCUCUGCGUGCUCACACUCUGCUCUGGUUUAAAAGAACGCAGCUGCCUCGACUGCACAGGCCUGGACAGCCUCUUCCCCGCUGGCUCCAUGGUUUCGCUACACGCAGGGAAGCGGAACAGCUGCUACAGGAUAAGCCACAAGGCUGUUUCCUGCUGAGGCUCAGCGAGUCAAAGAUCGGCUUUGCGCUGUCUUACAGUAAAAUCCGGGUGGGUGGUGGAGCGGAGGCGGAACAGGUCCACGUGGGAAGACCGGGGACUGAGGGAGAGCAGGACACCCAGGCAGAACCGGCAAAGCAGGAAGCCAGGGCAGAGCAGAGAACCAAGGCGGAGCAGGGAACUAGAGUGGAGCCGACGGAGCAGGAAACUAGGGUGGAACCGGAGACCAGGAGCCCACUGAGACACAAUACAGACUUUUAUGGCCCCAAGGACCAAGCAAACAGUAAUUAUAAAUCAGCGGCUCGUCAGUGGACCAUUGUCGGAAAAGCGGCGGCUGCCGCUGGAAUAACGAUGAGCAAAACUCCGAAUGGCAGUUCUGAGGUUGCUGAAAGACCCUCAAAUCUUAAUCUAACAGGGGAUCAGGUUUCUCCUGUGGAUGUCCAGUAUGCUCGAGUUAACAAACCCCCCAGAGCAGUAUCAGAAAAUACCCCCAACUUCAGUGCCCACCCUGACCUCCAGGGAGCGACAGCAGCCUUUACCCCUCCAUCCAUCCCAAACUUUGACACAACAGCAGCAGACCCGAAAUACUGGAAACUGGAGCCCAUGCACACUUAUGAAGAAACCCCCCACACACGCAGUCGUCCAGAAGAGAUCGACUGCUAUGCCAUGGGGUGGAGGAGGCAGGCGGCAGGGGAUGAAGUGAACCUUCCAAAAAAUCAUCUGUAUUCAGAGGUGAACAUCAAGGGUGCCCAAGAAGGCUUUGCUAUACCAAGACCCGGGCCUAGUCUUCCUCUUAGACCUCCCCCAAGAUCUGCUCAUGGUCCUUUGCGACCAGAGGUCGCUGGGCAGAGUUUUGGUGUGUCCCCACUGAUGACUCCACCUCAGCAGUCUGGUUUUCGUCAUUCAGAGCAGCCAAAUCUGAACGCUUCCUCCAGUUCCAUUUAUGAGCAGAUUCCUGAAAGACCAACCAGCUCUAAAGCAUGUCUGCCCCCACCAAAUCACAAACGCUGACCUCACAAUUGUA
Messenger RNA from Onychostoma macrolepis, 1180 nucleotides. Its product is annotated as SH2 domain-containing protein 2A-like. Lineage: Eukaryota; Metazoa; Chordata; Actinopteri; Cypriniformes; Cyprinidae. The annotation marks the transcript as partial. The record is from RefSeq and is a predicted model, not a curated record. Gene Ontology annotation, cellular component: cytoplasm. The transcript has 7 exons.